Pisolithus orientalis is the source of this 1002-nucleotide messenger RNA. RefSeq lists its product as uncharacterized. The transcript is spliced from 5 exons. The coding region runs from base 1 to 1002 and encodes 333 amino acids. NCBI's taxonomy places the organism in Eukaryota, Fungi, Basidiomycota, Agaricomycetes, Boletales, Pisolithaceae. The record is from RefSeq and is a predicted model, not a curated record.
AUGGCCAAGGAUUGUGAGGUCAAUGAUCCUGCCACCAGACUCACCAAUGUCAAGAGGAAAGUAGCUGAGUUGGAAUAUGUCUCAACCUGUGAUGUUGAGGGCAAUGGCAUCAAUGAUAACUGCAGCAAUCUAGAUGAUGCCAUCCAUGUUUUGGGGCACAAGAAUGCUGUGCCAAGCUUAUCAGCCACAUCUACUAGCAAGAGAUCUAUCAUAGCAAGCAAUUCAUCAAGUCAAGUGCAGACCAUCCCUGUGCAAGUGCAUUUCAACAAUUCAGAUCUCCCCUUGGAUCUGCAUAAAGAUCAGAAGUGGAAGAGGGAAGUUAUUCUGACACUAAUCCUAUGGGCUGGAAACCAAGAGGAUGCAUUCAACAUCACCAAGCAAGAUAUUUGUGGGGCUCUACAGGAGACCAUGCUGGUCAUAUACCCCAUACUCAAGAACAUGGCAGGCAGCAUUCUUCCCAGCUUGCCCAUGGUUUCUGUCAGAAACCUUGACAUGACUGCUCCUGAGAAGGCCUUCCACUCUGUUUUUGUGCAACAGCUGCUGCUGAGCAGCCAUUUGACUGCAACCAAAGGAUACAUUCAAGUCCCCAGUCUUGACACUUUGUCUUUGGUGAAGCAUGGUGUUGUUGGUGCUCUUGGACUUUGUGCUGCUGUGCUCUCACAUGGCUUGAACCUCAUUAGAUCUGGUGACAUCAAGCUCAAGUCCCCCAUCAAUGUCAAAGAUGGUAUUGCCAAAGUGGCAAUGAGGUUUGUGCAGACCCCCAUCAAAUACAACAUGGCUUCAGGCAAGGAUAGCAAGACUGUGUGUGCAUUUUCAGACCAGAAUUGGGGAGCCCCAAUGAGGAAGUUUAUUGGGGCUGCCAAAAGAAGAUCUAUUGCUCAGCUUCAAGCCAUUGUAGAGCUCACCCUUGCUUCACUUGCAAUAGGGCAAGAAGAACUUGACCCCAAGCUGUUGAGUGAUGCAGGAUCUGAUGACAAGUAUGCACUUAUCUCAUGUGCUUAG